CUAUUCCCCUGGUUCAUCGUUCAUCCCACGGUCUUUCUUAACUGCUGAGAUUAGUGGAGUGUGGAGCCCUGCGGGCUGCUCUUCCUGAGUGACCUGAUGCAGAGGAAGACACAGCCACACCACACGGCCUUGACGCUUCUCCCAGCAGCAAACCAUUACAGGAAAAGGGCAAGAGUCUAUGAGUCUGCUGCGCUCUUUGUGGAGAUCCAUGGAGACAAUCAAUACAACCACCCUGCAAAAUGCCUCGACCACAGAUGACUGCAACAUGCACUGCAGAAUGAUUCUGAUAACACUGUACAGCGUGGUUCUGCUUGGAGGCACCACCGGAACUAUCAUCAUGUCACGUAUGAUGGUCAAAAGGCAUAGCCAAUCAAUUAUCGCCACCAUCGUCUUCAAUAUCAUAGUGCUGCACUGCAUCCUCCUGGCCAGCCUGCCAUUCCGCCUCAGCUAUUAUGUUUCAGUCUCCUGGAAAUUUGGGCCCUUUACCUGCCGGGUGGUUAGCAGCGUCAUAUACGGUCACAUGUACCUCACCUUUGUUUUCUACACGGCCAUCAUCAUAGUCCGAUUACUCAUCUAUUUUAAGAAACUCCAAAUGCAACAGUUACAAAAGUACCAUGCAGUAGUUUUAAGCAUUGUUAUUUGGAUGGUGGGUAGCCUUAUUUUUUUGCCAGUAUUCUUUUUACAAUAUGGAACAGACCCAAGUUACUCCAAACAACGCUGCUUUGAGUUCCACAGAGAUCUCGAACGUGACGAGUUCAUUACCAUGAACUACUGCAUGAUCGUUGUUAUGAUCACGACAGUUGUGACCCUCUUUCUGCUACAGAUGGCUGUCAUCAUUCAACUGACAAUGGCCCUUUGGCCUGACAUGUGGGCCCAUCAGGAGUUUAGAGCCCAAAUCAAGAGUUGCUUUUUCCUCCUGGUAAUAGUUGUUUGUUUCAUCCCUCACCACGCAUUCCGAGUGCACUUUAUCCAAAGGUGGAAGGACAAUUCCAAGCUCGUUCUUUAUAACGAAGUUUGCAUUGCUUUAACCACUGUCUGCUGCCUAGAUAUGCUGUGUUUCAUCAGUGGAGUUACCCACUGAAUAGCCCUUGGUUGCUGGCUUCACCAUCAGUUUUCUCAGCAUAUAAUGUAAUAACUUCAUGGAAAUGGGCUCUGCUGUGAUAUCAACACGCGCCAACAUUUUUCAAAUACCACGCUCUUAACUGUCAUUGACAUUUUUUUCACCAAAAUGAAAAAAAAAAAAAAAGUGAUGAGGAUUGACUAUUCUCCUCCUUACAAAACCAUCAUCAGAUCUCUGUCACCACUGCAUGUGUUCAAGCUCGUGGCCCACACAAACUGGCCACAUCCUCUCUCCCAGGGUCAACACCUACCUUUUUUGUUUUGUGUGCUGCUCACAGAUUAGUUUCCAGGUACUUUUCAGAUGUUUGCUCUCAUUGAUUCUGAUCCUGGAAUUUUUUUCCCUUCAUCUCCAAACCAUCUUGUUCUUCAAGAUCCAGAAAAACUUAAGGUAGAAGAUCUACAGCUUUACUGAGCUCUAGAAAAGCCUUAAUUUAUUCAACAUGGCUCAACUUAAGAAAGCUGCCUCUUGAAAAUUACUAACUGCAAAUAAAGCUACAAUUGCUGACUUUAGUAUUUGGAAGCAAGCAUUAGCUCAGAUAAGGUAGUCAACAGAGUAGAGGAAACUCUUAGAGUAGUGACUAGGCAUUGAUGUAGUUUGAUUCUGAUUAAGGCACAGGAUGAAGCUGAGGUCACCUGCAGACCCACCUUCCCAAACAUGGAUCCAUUAAACAUUAACAGAAAUUGCAAACAGCAGCUAAAUGUCGUUUAGGGUUUAGCUUAGACAAGUGCCAAUAGACAGUA
Messenger RNA from Tupaia belangeri chinensis (Chinese tree shrew), 1860 nucleotides. Its product is annotated as putative G-protein coupled receptor 141. The record is from RefSeq and is a predicted model, not a curated record. Gene Ontology annotation, cellular component: membrane. The transcript has 2 exons. Gene Ontology annotation, biological process: G protein-coupled receptor signaling pathway. NCBI's taxonomy places the organism in Eukaryota, Metazoa, Chordata, Mammalia, Scandentia, Tupaiidae. The coding region runs from base 179 to 1081 and encodes 300 amino acids. Gene Ontology annotation, molecular function: oxysterol binding; G protein-coupled receptor activity.